CCGACGGCGCAUGGAUCAGGACACCAGAUUGACUUCUUUGUGGCUUCUUUGGUUGUCUUUACACUUCGUGGCUAAGAGAUAUCUUCAUAAUAUUUCCGGAGCUUGCACGGCAUUGGUUGUAGCACCUACGGAUUUAGUCUGUUGUAUGCGAGUUGGCACUUCCAAACAUCGUGCCUCUCAAAAUAUUCAAGCCAGGAAGUUGAGCGUGGAAUUUUUGGAUGAUCAAAAUCUUGACUAGUGUGCUACUGCUGAAAGUUAUGCAAAAAGUUAGAUCUAACUUAGAACUAGAUGGACAACUCG
Molecule: messenger RNA, 300 nt
Organism: Aspergillus brunneoviolaceus CBS 621.78
Lineage: Eukaryota; Fungi; Ascomycota; Eurotiomycetes; Eurotiales; Aspergillaceae
Exons: 1
Source: RefSeq, a predicted model, not a curated record